Messenger RNA from Adineta ricciae, 900 nucleotides. Lineage: Eukaryota; Metazoa; Rotifera; Eurotatoria; Adinetida; Adinetidae. The record is from the annotation of a GenBank genome assembly.
AUGUUGACUGAAGAACAAAUUCAACGUUAUGAGCAAGAAGGUUUUUUCGUUAUUAAGCGUUUUUUAACUCCAGAAGAAUGUGAGGAAUUGAAAACAAUCGCACAUGAAAUGAUUAACGAUUGGGAGCCAGACGCGGAUUAUUCGUGGUUGUAUGGUGAUAAUGAAACAAAGCAACGCAUUCUACAACAACGAAUGAUUGAUAGUGGUGAUACAAUUUCAUAUAGUAUUGAAAGUGAUGCUGUCGAUCCUAACACUGGUAAACUUAAUCGUGAUAAGCAUCUUGUUAUCAGUCGCAUCGGUCAUGCACUGCAUAUUCUCAAUCCCUACUUCAAAGAAUUUACAUAUUCUGAUAAGAUCAAAGCGAUUGGGCGCGAUUUGAAUUUAGUUAAACCUGCUAUACGUCAAUCGAUGUAUAUGUUUAAACAACCAUUUAUCGGAGGAAAAAUACCACCACAUCGAGAUUCCACCUAUGUAUUUAAUGAUCCAUUCAAAGUGGUUGGUAUUUGGAUUGCACUGGAAGAUGCAACGAUAGAAAAUGGUUGUCUUUGGUUUAUACCAAAGUCGAAUUCAGAAUCAGCAAAACGACGUUACAUACGAAAUCCAGACGAGAAUGAAUAUAAGCAAGGUAAACUGCUCGUGUUCAAAGGCGAAGAACAAUAUGAUGAAAAGCGUUUUGUUCCAGUGGAGGUUAAAGCUGGUGAUUGUGUUCUCAUUCACGGAGAAGUUGUUCACAAAAGUGAACCAAACAAAUCAGCCAAGUCUCGACAAAUAUACGCACUCCAUCUUUUUGAAACGUACAAUUCAGUUUACGGCAAAGAAAAUUGGCUGCAAUUAUCAACACCAUUUCCAUUGCUUUAUGACGAUUCACCAUCUUGUGAGAUUCCGAAAGACAGGCAAUGA